Messenger RNA from Schistosoma haematobium, 3372 nucleotides. RefSeq lists its product as uncharacterized. The transcript has a single exon. The record is from RefSeq and is a predicted model, not a curated record. NCBI's taxonomy places the organism in Eukaryota, Metazoa, Platyhelminthes, Trematoda, Strigeidida, Schistosomatidae. Bases 91 to 918 code for a protein of 275 amino acids.
AUUCGUUGUGCCUGUGUCUUCUUAAUUCAAUUGCGUUAAUCCUGGAAUUCCUAAUUCAUACGACAAUUAGAAUACUAUAUUGGCGUCGUCAUGGAACCUGCAAUGGAAAAGUUGGAUAUUCAUUCAACUCCUGAAGCUAUUGAGGAUUAUUUGGAAAGGUUCGAAAUUUGGAGCAUGAUCAAGAAAGAUGUUAAAGGUGAGAAAAUUGUGGCACAUUUUCUGACAUUCAUUGGGAGGGAAGCGUACAGCUUAUUAAAAACUUUGGCAUAUCCAGAAAAACCUAUCUCACUCCCUUAUGCAACUCUUAAAGAGCUAUUAUUAAGUCAUGUAAAAUGCACCAGUUUUGAAUGCCGUGAAAGGGCGAAGUUUCAUAAGAUGAUUCGUCAAAAUGACCAAAAGGCUCGGGAAUUCAUCCUUGAAUUACAGAAACAAGCUGCCAAGUGUAAUUUCGGUGAUCAACUUCAUGUGCAACUGAGAGAUCGAUUAAUUGCAGGAAUUAACAUACCGAGUUUGGAAAGAGGGCUGUUAAAAAUGCCAAACUGUUCCUUUCAAGAUGCUAGAACUGCGUGUAUUAACUACGAAGCAGUCAAUGAACUUGAUAUCCAGUCGAUGAAGAUUUCUAAUACUUUGCUUAGUCGUCAUGAUGAACUACAAUCUCAGGGUCAAUCAAACUUGCGUUCAUUUAACAGUGAUUCCUAUUCUCGUGUAAAUAUGAAAGGUGUUUCAACGAGGAAUUACAAACCAAAUCACAAAGGUGAGAUGAAGUUUGGUAAAUGUUUAUCAUGUGGAAAGUUUCAUGCUCGCAAUUCAUGUGUUACAUGUGUGAGUGUCGAUCUUACCAGUUGUGCUUUCUUGUUAAUUGCCAAGAAUGAUGUAUCUUUUCAUCAACCAAAUGAUACAAGAAUUAAACUUAAGUAGCGAGAGCAGACGAUUUUGGUUUGCUAGGUGAAUCGAGAACUGAUUCAGUUUAGGAAUCCACAUGCUAGCAUUAACAGUAUGUUUGAUUUCCUACUUAAACUAAAUUCGAGAUGAAUACCAUCUACAACUCAUUGUAUAUCGAUAAUAUAUUUAUCUGAUCACAAAUACUUAUAUUACUUAUCAAAUUUUCGGUCCCUUCUAUUAUUGGUCGUAGAAUACACAGUAAGAAUUGAUAUUUACAUUCCAUUCGCUUUUUAAGCAACGUUGUUAAGUUAUUAGUAAGAAAACUUUAUACUCAUCAUCUCAUUUAAUUUCAAAUAUCAACCUUUAAACUAUCUAUUUUGUAAAGUUACUUCUACCUAAUGAGAUCUAACUCAUACCCCUCAUAUUUAACAAUAAGUAUAAUAACCAAUUUUAUUAGCUUCUAUAAGGAUCACCAGUUGCUUGAAGAAUGCAAACGGAUUUGUAUGUUAAAAUUACAAGUUGAGAUUACAAAGAUAUACUUCUUUUCAAUUAGUUUCUUGUCAUGGUUCUACACUGGUGUUGAAGUGGAUCUCUACAAUCAGACGAAUACAUAUUCAUAUUUCUUAACACAUAUUAUUUCAAACGAUCAUUUAUGAUUAGUGAAUUACACUUUUGUUCCAGUCACUUUUGAGCACAUACUUUAUGACUUCAUGUCAGUUUGUGGAGACAGCAUUAUUCUCAUUGUUUAUAUGAACAGCUGAAAUAUUCUGGAAGAUUACAAACGAGCUGAAUGUAAUGAUAGUCUUUUUAGUAUGAUGCUCGUCAUCAGUGUGAAUACACCGACGUGUAGCCUGCACUGGUAUCCAAUUAUCUCGAGCUCGAUUGAGAUCGAUCAAUUUCUAGACCAGUGAGUAUGCAUCGUAAACUAUACACGUCUAACUUCGAUUAAUUUGUGGAUUUGUGAAACAUUCCAUGCAUCAUGUUAGGCUGAUAUUUAUCUCAUAAUCGACACAUAUUUCACUCCAUUGUUCACGACUUCUGAUGAAUGCAUUUCUGUUGGCUACAUUUUCAAUUUCCUCAGUAAUGUGCUCAACAUAAAUAUCAGUUCUUGAAUUUUGUCAAAUAUGGAUUUCGUUCUCAUUUUACUUGACUGUGCUUUGUUCAUUUUACUUUCAUAAAUUAUCAUCAUUCUUUGCACUGUACUUUCUAUUUUGUUUGAGCUUUGUCAAUGUUUCUUCUCAUCUCUAUUGCUUACAGCACACUAAUCUGUUAUAGCCGAGCGAAGAUUAAAUCACGAGUAACUUCUGAGACAUAUUAAUUGACUACUAUGCUCAGUUUAUUGACUACUGUCUCCCACGUUUACAGUCACUUUUUGGCUUUAUUGCGUACAAAUGUUAUUUCCUAUUUUAUGGUGCAUUGCGGUCUGUUUGGUGGAUAUAUAAACCGAGUAUGUUUGAAAUAAAUCAUCCAUAUUGCAGAAGUUGGUAUUGUGUUCUGGACUCAAGCGGACGGGCUAAGCGGACAAUAGGACCAAUAAGGGCGCUAGGCUGCUCAUACCGGUCGAACAUCAUUGGUUUGGCAUAGGGCUAAGAUUGUAUAAGUCGUAUUUUGAUUGUUGGAUAAAUCACGUGAUUAAAGCCGGACAUAAAUUCAUAACAUAAACCUACAUGCUUUUGAUUUUGCACUAGAUCGGUAGAUAUUUUACCGCUUAACUGGCAUCCAACUUAUUUCUUGUCCGGUUUAUAUGAACUUUCUUUGAUGUAUAAGAUAUACUUUUCUACCUAAUAAAUAUUUUGUUUUCUUUAUCAUAUUUCACACAUUUGGUUUGUAAUAUGCUCAGGCAUUUGAACUUUUGUGUUUGUUUAUCUUUCUACACAUUGUUUUUAUUAAGAUUAUUCUGUUUUGUAUAAUUUGAUAGUUUAGCACUAUCUACUUUACCAUUUAGUUUUAUAGAUCAAUGAUCUUAAUAAAUUUUUAUGUGAUGGAAUUUUUGAAAUCCAUAGAGCUAAUAUAUCACGGUGUUCUGCUAAUAUCUGUUUUUCUAUCACAUUGUUUCUGUCUAUUGACGAGACUCGAUUCUCCGUUGCAAAUUCAAGACCUGAUACGAUGGGUGGCAAGUUCGACUUGUGGUGAUUUCUUAGGUGAUGCACUUUGAACUGCCACAUAAUUAGAUGAUUCUAGGAAUCUUAUGAGCCUCGCUUUGACCAUUCUCAUCAAUCAUUUCGAUAAGAUACUCUCAUUUCAGCUAAUUCUGUGUAACGUCUAUCCUGAUCAACUUAACGCCUUUGAGUCAAACUCUUCUCAUUUAUUGAAGAUUCAGCAUCACUUUAUUCAAUUCAGUGAUCGCUCCAUGUAUCAAAAUUAGUAUCACUUCUGGAGCAAUAACAGGUGAUUGUGCAAGCAGAUGUUUCAAAAAUUGUCUGACUGUUUUAUAACUAGUUGAAUGGUCCAUCAUAAUACAUACUGUAACGAGACCGCAAGUUCUCGAAU